Equus caballus (horse) is the source of this 1504-nucleotide messenger RNA. It is a transcript of the gene BOD1, whose product is annotated as biorientation of chromosomes in cell division 1. NCBI's taxonomy places the organism in Eukaryota, Metazoa, Chordata, Mammalia, Perissodactyla, Equidae. Gene Ontology annotation, cellular component: Set1C/COMPASS complex. The record is from RefSeq and is a predicted model, not a curated record. Gene Ontology annotation, biological process: replication fork processing.
CCGCCACCUCCUCAGGUUCCUCCGCCUCCUCUACACGACCCAGGCCCUCUAUCCUUGAGAAGAGGCCGUAUUCGAGCUCCUUCGCGGGCCCGGGGCGCAGCCAUGGCGGACGGCGGCGGUGGCGGGGGCACGGGCGCAGUGGGCGGCGGCGGAGCGGGCCAAGCCUCGGCGGGGUCGGCCACAGGCGCGACGGGGGCCGGCGGAAGCGGCGGCCCCGUCAACCCGGCCUCCCUGCCUCCCGGCGACCCGCAGCUCAUCGCUCUCAUCGUGGAGCAGCUCAAGAGCCGGGGCCUGUUUGACAGCUUCCGCCGGGACUGCCUGGCCGACGUGGACACCAAGCCAGCUUACCAAAACUUGAGGCAGAAAGUGGAUAAUUUUGUGUCAACACAUCUGGACAAGCAGGAAUGGAAUCCUACAAUGAACAAAAACCAGUUGCGCAACGGUCUGCGGCAGAGCGUGGUUCAGUCAGGGAUGUUGGAGGCUGGAGUGGACAGGAUCAUCUGUCAGGUGGUGGAUCCCAAACUAAACCACAUCUUCAGGCCACAGAUAGAACGAGCAAUUCAUGAAUUCCUGGCGGCCCAGAAAAAAGAAGCUGUGCCAGCGCCCCCUCCAGAGCCUGAAAGCCAGGACCCUCCAGCUCCAUCGCAGGACGCUUCCUAAGGUCCGGUAGCCCGUCUUUUGUCCGGGAGCACUCACCUCUGGCUUAGAGAUGUAUAAAAUGGAUAGGAAAGGGAAUAUGCCUGACACAUUUUGGAAGCUCUAUCGAAUUGAUGGUGGAGAAAUAGAUUCGGUUACAUAAGAGUACAACUUCAGAAUGAAGACAGGCCAAGGUCAGCACUGACUUCAAGAUUCAACCUUGACUGUGGGGCAGUGUCCAGAUUGAACAGGGAGCAAGUUUGGCAGUAGGAGAGGUGACCAUGUGUGCCCCCGCAUUGUGCUGCCAUCUGGCCAGCCUGUCCAAGGGGAUGACUCCCAGUAGACACUACAGAGAUAUAAAGAAACACUACACCAACCUGGGGUGGUCCUGGACCUAACCUUUAUACUUGAACUUUGAGACUGUGGGUGGAUUUUAGGGUUUGUGCUUGGGGAUAAACAAAAGCUACAAUGAAGAAACAUAAGCAGUCCUGAAGACGCGACCCAAGAACGACAGUCAAGGUUAGCUGGGAGGGGGUGUUUGGCAGUGCUUAUUUGACACCAUUUCUCAGAGUUGCAAACUGGAAUGUACAAACCAUUAGCAUCAGAUAGCUUUAAGGUGGUUGUGACCCUCUUGUACAUGAAUCUUGUAGAGGAGGUGACAGAACAUGGGUCCCUGGAUGUGUGAGCAAGUCCAUAUGGUAGGGAUGAGGAAAAACAUUCUCAGGCUCUCCCUCCAGGGCUUUUUCCUGUCCUGCAAGGGCUAGUGAGUCUUGGGUGCGUUUAUUUUAUUCUCAAGUUUGUGUUUUUUAGAAAAAAUAAACAAUGAUAAAUGGCUUGAGUUUUAUAAUAAAAUCAUCUGAUACUCGUA